CCCCCCCAAAGCUCAAGAAGACCCUAAAAGGCAGUUCUUAUUGACUGAUAAAACGGGAAAAAAAAUCAUAGAAAAAUAAUCAUAGAAGGAAUACUGAUGAAGCACCGGAGAAGAAGAACGGUCUUUAACUGUGGGAUACAAGUUCCUUCAACACAACCUGAGGAGGAUAAAAUGAUCUGAGAGUGUGUGGAAAGUUGUAUUCCGUUCUGUUUAAGACGACAGUAGAAAAGACGUUAUGUUGUGUGCUCAGGGAAUUGGUGCCUUGGCUCUUUUCUACUGUGUAAUAACAGUGACUGCACUGAUAGACUCUGAUGAUGUCAUCACCCGAGACGAGCAGAUCUACGUUCUGAUUGGUGCUCACGCCAGGUGUGAAAGGAACAUCCAGGCACAAAUGGCCCUGGUUAAAGAGGGUGACUGCGUCCCAGAGUGGGAUGGGAUCAUCUGCUGGCCACGGAGCGGAGCGGGUCAGCUGGUCUCAGUGCUGUGUCCGGAAUACAUCUACGACUUCAACCACAGAGGGCGAGCCUACCGCCAGUGUGAUGCAUCGGGAAACUGGGAGCAGGUGUUCAGUAUCAACCGCACUUGGGCUAACUACACAGAGUGCACCGCAUACUUGACCUCCAACCACAGGAGCCAAGAGGAGAAGGUGUUUGAGAGACUCCAUCUCAUGUACACUGUUGGCUACUCCAUUUCUCUAGCAUCGCUGUUGGUAGCAGUCUCCAUCCUCUGCUAUUUCAAGCGUCUCCACUGCACACGCAAUUACAUCCACAUUCACCUUUUCACCUCCUUCAUAUGUCGAGCAGUCAGCAUUUUUGUGAAGGACGCUGUGCUCUACUCCAUAUCUGAUGACAUUAAGGCUGAGCCUGUGUUCACUGCACAGAAGCCCCAUAUGGCCGGUUGUAAAGUUGCUGUUACUCUCUUCCUGUACUUCCUGGCGACCAAUCACUACUGGAUCCUGGUGGAGGGGUUGUACCUACAUAGCCUAAUCUUCAUGGCCUUCCUCUCCGACAAGAACUACCUGUGGGCCCUCACCAUCAUCGGUUGGGGUGUUCCAGCUGUGUUUGUGUCCAUUUGGGUCAGUGCACGAGCAUCACUGGCAGACACGCAAUGUUGGGACAUCAGUGCCGGAAACCUGAAGUGGAUCUAUCAAGUUCCCAUUCUGGCAGCCAUUGUUGUGAAUUUCCUCCUCUUCGUCAACAUAAUCCGAGUGUUGGCCUCUAAACUGUGGGAGACCAACACUGGUAAACUGGAUCCUCGACAGCAGUACCGGAAGCUGCUCAAGUCCACAUUAGUCCUCAUGCCCUUGUUUGGAGUUCACUACAUGGUGUUCAUGGCUCUUCCCUACACUGAGGUCACCGGGCUGCUGUGGCAGGUGCAGAUGCAUUACGAGAUGUUCUUCAACUCUUCCCAGGGCUUUUUUGUGGCUUUUAUCUACUGUUUCUGCAAUGGGGAGGUGCAGGCAGAGGUAAAGAAGGCGUGGUUGAGACGCAGCCUCGCUCUGGACCUCAAACAGAAAGCCAGGAUGACCAGCAGCGGCGGUGGAGGCAGCUGUUACUACGGCGGCAUGAUGUCACACACCACCACACACAGCGUCAGCUUGUCUGCCGCCAAUCCCAGAGCGCUUUCCUUCACCGGAGGUGUGGUGGGAUCAGGGGGAGCUGCGGGUGGCGGGUCAGGGGCCAGGCCGCCACGCCACACCUCGCUCCACCCCCAAACCAGCCUGCCUGGAUACGUGCCUGGUGAUACUGAGACCUCAGGAGUUUUUGCUAGGCAUGUCAGAACCAGCAAGGGAAAUAAUGACUCCAAAAGUCAUGGAGUACCUUCAACCCAAACCCCUGGAGCAGAAGAUCCAGACAGCUCCUUAUCUCUGAAAGAGCUGGAGACCAUCUUGUGAUUGUCUUGAUACUGUCUGUGGGUCAGAUGAGCAGAAAAGAAAUGUUGGACUCAUUCGCAGUAGUGGAUUUUUCUGGCUUCAUCUGAUUAGAGCGGUCAUCUGUACAAAAUCCUCUAUGUUGAGGCACAGAACUGAUGACCCACCAAAGCAGACAUCUUAAGGAUUUACUUGCAUUGAGAUUGUUUUGUUGAGGUCAAGAAUGAGCUUUCAGUCUCAACUUGUGAGCCAGCUUCAAUGAGAAGUCCUUAAAGUGCUUUCAAUUGAUGUAAAAGAAAUGUGAAAAAAAAUAUAAAUGAAGCUAAGUUAUCUGUCAGGAUGUGAUGCUGUAGAGAAUUCAGAAAAGUCAAAGGACAGACCUGGAUGUUGAGACGGUGAGAUUUUUUUGUGAUUUUUUCUCCCUCCUCACUUCGUUGCUGUGUUGGAUUUUCCAAGCAAGACUGGCUGACCCCAGUUCAAACUGCACUUACGUGUGUGUCUGUGUUUGUGUGUGUGUGUGUGUGUG
Xiphias gladius (swordfish) is the source of this 2396-nucleotide messenger RNA. It is a transcript of the gene pth3r, whose product is annotated as parathyroid hormone 3 receptor. Gene Ontology annotation, molecular function: G protein-coupled peptide receptor activity; peptide hormone binding; parathyroid hormone receptor activity. NCBI's taxonomy places the organism in Eukaryota, Metazoa, Chordata, Actinopteri, Istiophoriformes, Xiphiidae. Gene Ontology annotation, cellular component: plasma membrane. The record is from RefSeq and is a predicted model, not a curated record. The transcript is spliced from 13 exons. Bases 236 to 1894 code for a protein of 552 amino acids. Gene Ontology annotation, biological process: adenylate cyclase-modulating G protein-coupled receptor signaling pathway; cell surface receptor signaling pathway.